UUUUUUUUUCAUCGUUAGAAACCUAUAAUUUUGUGCAUCACUCAAACUAGCUGUAUAGGAAAUGCGUAAGCACAGGUUUAACAGCGAGGUCCCAAAAGGUUUUGCAAAAUUCAGAGGCACGCCAGUGAAGGAAGGUGUGUGCUCCAUAGUGUGGUACAAGGACAAAAAUCAACUAGCCUCUUAGAAGAGACCCUUUUUUGCCUUUGUCAGGUAAUUAUAGGUCUUUUUAGUUUCUGCAGGAGCCCCGAUGUAACGUGUGGGAGGCAGCAAGCCCUGCACAAUGGAGGGCAGAGGCGGCCGGGGAGGGGGGGGGAGGCCGGGAAUCGUCCCGUGUAUAAGGGAGCUGAAAAGGAUGGCGUUGAGAUUUGGGCUUUCUUCGGGGCUUGAAGAGAACGUGCGACGUGGGAUAGCGCGGUGGCCCGGGGAGCAAAUGCCGAUUAAUUAGGCUCAGUAUCAGGGUGCGGUGCGAUCCCACGGCGCAAGAAGGAUUCCUCCGACUUUCCGAUGGGCUUUGUAUAAAGAAAUGCUGGUGUGGGAUGAAAGAGACUCGAACCGACCCCCUCCCUCCCCCUCCCAAGGCAGCGCCGGCUCUUGAUUGAAAUUUUAUUAUUAUUAUUUUUUUUAAUUUUGUUUUGUGGUUCUUCCAUCCCUCUAAACUCUCCUCUAACGCAGCGGGCUAAGGCUCUAAAAAGCCACGGCUCGCUCUCAGAAACCCCGCUCCUUCAGUGAUUCCCUAUUUCAACUAAAAGGAUUUAAGUUGACGUAUGACCACGUGAGCACAUAAUACAGCGCAUUAUUGUGGCAUUUGGAGUGGAGACCCGGUCUGGCUCCGUCUGCGAUUACGCUUUUCCAGUUUCUGUUCAGAGCAAGCACUGCUUUCUAUUUUUUUUUUUCCUGCCCCCAUCACCGUCCCCUCAAGAGCUGGCCAUUCCGCUGACAGCUUUCGUUCCUUAUGGAAAGCUUAUUGUCGAGCCGAGAGGACGAAAUGCUUCGUUAGAAAGGAUGGAUUUUAUUUUAAGGUCUGCCCGGAGCGGCCAUUGGAGGAGCAGUGCCACGUGACAGAGGGGUGCCAAUGUUAUUCUCCAAGGGUGUCAAGACCCUGUCAGUUUGCGAAAUAAAUAUUGGGAAACAACGAAAUGCAAAAAGCGACCUACUACGACAGCUCUGCAAUCUAUGGUGCCUACCCCUACCAAGGAGCAAAUGGUUUCACUUAUAAUGCGAGUCAGCAGCAAUAUCCUCCGUCUUCGUCACUUGUGGAAACUGAGUACCACCGCCCCGCGUGCUCCCUCCAGUCCCCCGGCAGCGCCGUGUCCCACCACAAGGCCAAUGACAUCAGUGAGAGUUGCAUGAGGACCCUCCCCAGCCAGCCUCUACAGCCCCCUGGUCUCGCUGACCCGCAGGCCCCACCGCAGCCACCUCCGGCCCCGCAGGCACAGCCUCCACCUCCGUCCUCGGCCUCACCAUCUCAAAAUGCCAGCAGCAACCCUGCCCCUGCCAACCCCACUAAGAGCCCGGCUCUUAACUCGCCCACUGUUUCCAAACAGAUAUUCCCGUGGAUGAAAGAGUCUCGGCAAAACACAAAGCAGAAAAACAGCAGUUCCAGUUCAGGUGAGAGCUGUGCUGGUGAUAAGAGCCCCCCAGGCCAAGCAUCCUCUAAGCGAGCCCGUACGGCUUACACAAGUGCCCAGCUGGUAGAACUGGAAAAGGAGUUCCACUUCAAUAGAUACCUUUGCAGGCCACGAAGGGUUGAGAUGGCCAAUUUGCUCAAUCUCACAGAAAGACAGAUCAAAAUCUGGUUUCAGAACCGCAGAAUGAAAUACAAAAAGGAUCAAAAGGGCAAGGGCAUGAUGACCUCUUCAGGAGGACAGUCCCCAAGCAGAAGCCCCGUCCCUCCAGCUGCUGGGGGAUACCUAAACUCUAUGCAUUCUUUAGUAAACAGUGUUCCCUACGAGCCCCAGUCACCUCCGCCAUUUAAUAAGCCUCAUCAAAACACCUAUGGCAUCCCCGCAUCGUAUACCGCUCCUCUUAAUAAUUGCCCACCUCCUCAAAAAAGAUACACGGGGACAGCAGCUGUGACACCUGAAUAUGAUACUCAUCCUCUUCAAGGCAACGGUUAUGGGAAUCCACAUAUACAGGGAAGCCCCGUCUAUGUAGGGGGCAACUACGUGGAGACCAUGACCAAUUCUGGGCCUUCCAUCUUUGGUCUAACUCAUCUCUCUCAUCCUCCCUCUGCCAACAUGGACUACAGCGGGGCUGGGCCGAUGGGCAACAAUCACCACCACGGACCUUGCGACCCGCACCCGACAUACACAGACCUUACAGCUCACCAUCCUUCUCAGGGAAGAAUUCAGGAAGCGCCCAAACUCACCCAUCUGUAGGAGCCAGGAGUCACUAGGUGGAACGCAAAGCCCCAACCUUUUAAAGUACUCUCCCCUUCCUCUCUGCCUCUCCUCCCCACCACGCGCCCUCCUCCCCUCUCUUCCUUCUUUCUUUUGUUCAUUUUAGUUUGUUUCGUUUCCUUUGGUAAAAGCGUUUUCUAGUUUAUGUGACGUAGCAAUAUUUGUUGCUUGAAUUGCUCUAUAGUUUCACUAGUGGAUAUUUAUCUUCUUGAACUGCAGCCUCGUGUCUCACUUUGGGAGCAUACAGAGGCUUUAUACUUUACCUUCUACACUUUUAUCAAAACAGGGUAUAUGAACAAAUUUUCUAUAAAAGGAAUUCUUAAAUGUGAAUUUGUUCGUACAUGAUUGAUCCCACGGGGAAGCAAUUUUUUUAUUGCACUUCUUUUAAAUAGCGAGAAAGACAUCAGAAGCGCUUGGACAGGGAUUCCCUGGACAGUUAUUGAUACGUGUAAGUCUUUCAAUGUGUGUAUGCUGGUGAACAUUCAGAUUUAUUUAUAUUAUUUUUUUUUUUUUUUGCAAACAUUGAAUAAUCUAAGUGUUUAAAAUUUUAUUUAUCCCCAUUUGUUCAUAUUUAUAUAUAUAUAAAGAAUCUGUACCCUGAAUAUUCAGGAGGUAUUUACCUGGCCAUGUGUUAGAUGGCAUAUCGGCACGCGUAGGAAAUAUCAUUUGAAAGGGAACUAUAACUCCUUUAUUAAAAUGAUAACUGUGAUGACAACAAUGCAAUAAAAUCUGGGAAGAAAAAAAAAAAAAAAAGAUCACAGCUUGAAUAAUUGAUGCCUGUAACAUCCAGGUAGGGGGAAAGAAGGCGUGUGAAGCUGAAAGGCUUAGAUUUGUGUUGAAAGUUAUACAUUCCUUGCUGCUCACGUUCUGAAAAAAAAAA
This is a messenger RNA of Phasianus colchicus (ring-necked pheasant), 3279 nucleotides long. RefSeq names its product homeobox A3 (gene HOXA3). Gene Ontology annotation, cellular component: nucleus. Gene Ontology annotation, biological process: regulation of transcription by RNA polymerase II; anterior/posterior pattern specification; embryonic skeletal system morphogenesis. Gene Ontology annotation, molecular function: DNA-binding transcription factor activity, RNA polymerase II-specific; RNA polymerase II cis-regulatory region sequence-specific DNA binding. NCBI's taxonomy places the organism in Eukaryota, Metazoa, Chordata, Aves, Galliformes, Phasianidae. The record is from RefSeq and is a predicted model, not a curated record.